Molecule: messenger RNA, 2675 nt
Organism: Pelagomonas calceolata
Lineage: Eukaryota; Pelagophyceae; Pelagomonadales; Pelagomonadaceae
Source: the annotation of a GenBank genome assembly
GAGCAACCUCCGCACGGCUUGAUCUACGGGCUGCGAAUCAAUCUAGGAUUGGUUUUGCACCCAGCACGUCAGCACCGGAGUGAUCAUUGUGGAUUAAGCAACGUUCAGAGCAGCAGUGCAGUGUUCAACCUGCAGCAUCUAACCUGCCUGCAGAACACGCCGAGGUCGGGACACGCCGAAGUCGGUCCAAGGACGAUAACACUAUAAUGAGCGAGAACGAUGAUGAAACCGUCGGCGGCAGAAUAAUGGAGGACGCCGUCAGAAUAAUGGGUGACACCGUCGGCACGGAAGGCUUCACACCCAACUGCUGCGUUUUAAGCUGGCGGCUGCGCCUCGGCUACGCGGAGUUAUAUGCCACCCUCGCGCCGAACAAUAUCAACGCCGUCAUAACUCGGGCGCGCGGCACGCAGCCGGCGUGCACUACUGUCGAUGAAUUGAUCGAGCGCUGCCGCGAGAUCUCGAAGCCAUUGCUGGGCAAGGGCGAUUUCGAAAGCGUCAUCCAAGCGCUGAUGGCGAAGCUGCCCUUCGACGAUCCUGACGUCGACGCGCAUGCCCAAGAGGUACUCAUGACGGCGAUCACGCAGUUCUACCCGGAAUUCGUGCUGGGCCUAGGCGAUGAAGCGACCACUCUGUUGCCGAGCGGCGGCGGCGAUGCGGCGGCCUUCGCGGAGAGGAUGAUGCCGGACGUCACGAACCUCAUCAUGCGCCCGAUGGCGCGGGGGAUUGAAUUACCCGAGCGGCUGCGUGGUGGAACGUUCAUGACCGCCGUCGCGACGCUACAAGGCAAGCUCCUGGCUGAGCCGUCGCUGGCGCCGUUCACUCUGCGCGCCGAGGCCCGCGCGCUCGCGCGGAGGGCUCUCUGGUGGUAUUACUCUGCACCCGACGAUUUGACCGAGAAGAACGCGAUCAGCGCGGCGCGCGACGCGAUCCAGGAGCGGAUCCAGCGCGAGCAGCUGGACCGGCACAAAUUUACAUAUAAGGUUAUCCUCGAGCAGCCCGCCGACAAGACGAGCCUGCGCGACGCAUACGCGCCGUUUGUCGCCGACGAUGUGCCUUGGGAAUGCCUAGAGCAAAACCUGGUGCCACCAGCCGCGUCGCAACAGGACGCCCUCCGACGCGAAGAUCUCCUCGUGCACAUUGCUGGACACGCGGACACGGCAAUGGCCCUGAGCGCGCGCAUCCGCGCCAUCGCGCGCUCGCUCCAUCCCGCGAAGCGCCUCUGUUGGUUUAUGAGCACGGUCCAGUACUCGCACAACGCCAUCGAGGACGUGCGCCUGGGCGUGGGCGAGGAAGGCGACUUCGCCACGUUCGAGUCGUGGGCCCAAGAGCUCGAAAUUGUCCUAAGGGCCAGCCGCUCCGCACUCGAGAUCUGCGCGGCGGCGUCGCAUCUCGGGGCGAAGGGCUUUAUCCGCCGCAGUACGGCGACUUGGCCGUGGAGUAUGCUUUUGCAGUUGUUUUCGGAGGAGGACGUCGAUGAUAUCUUUGGAGGGGCGGAUGCGAUGCAUGCUCUCAUGCGCGACCCCGUCUUCGGCCACAGCGCCUCUUCGUGGCUCGGUGAAUCGGACGCGCCGUCGCUCUCGGACGAGGCGAAGCGCCGGCGCGCCGAUGACCCCGCGGCGGGGACCCGGCUGAUGGAGUGGGCGUGUGGCCUGCGAGCCCUCUUCUCCGUGCCGGUAUACGCUGCGUUCGCCGAGUCGCACGACUAUGUGAAGCGGGUGCUGGGCCUCGAGAACGUCCAGUGCGCCUCCGAGCACGUGGACGAUUCUUAUAUUGCGACGCGGCCCUGGGAUGAGGUCCUGGCCAUGACGGCGUACGAUGGUGGGGGCAAGGGGUUAUCCUUUCUGGAUGUCGCGGUAGAAGCGUGCUCGCGCGUUGCCAACGGACGAGUUUCGUGCGUGCACCUGACCUAUGCUACGACUGACGAACGCUACCUCAAGGGGCGGGUCCUCGCUCCUGUUGUGGCGGCCCGUGAUCUUUGCUGUGUGUGCCUAGAAACGACGCCCCUCGACGCCUGCCUGAAGCCGUGUCGCCACAAAGUGUGCGGCGCGUGCGCCCGGAAACUAGGAAAAUGUCCGCUUUGCCGCGAGCGCGUCGUUGAAAUUGAAAUGCAGGACGAGACCACGACCAGUGACCUCGCCGAGGCCAUCCGAGACGAUGAUUAUCUCAAGGGUAUGAUGAACCGCCAAAUGAACGGACUGACCGCGCUGCGAGCGGUCGCGCGGCUGCCGCGAUGCGCUCGACAGGCGCCGCCGACGGCGCCAGUGUUUGCGACGGGCGCGCCCGAAGGUCUCGCCGCCGCGACGCAUUGCGCGGUCACGAUGAAUCUUGAAGGGGGACGAAAGGUUACGUAUUGGGGGGCGUGCGAUGACGUGGAAGCGAUGGACCGCCCAGGGCCGAGCCGUACUCCCUUCUCAGUGGUAGCUGUGACGGACGUCGACGGCGCGGGUCGCCGGGAGUGCAGCGCGAUGGGCUGCCCGAAUCGCCAAGGCGGCGACGGACUGAGUCCGUUCUCGCGCUGCGGUCGGUGCCGCAUUUCGACCUACUGUUCCCAAGAAUGUCAGAGGCGCGACUGGAAGCAUCAGCACAGAGACCAGUGCCCGAGGUUCUGUGCGCUACCGCGUGGCCCGGCGGCGGCGGCGACUGCUGCCGGUGGGGCCUAAUAAUUCGAUUUCUUA